This is a messenger RNA of Engraulis encrasicolus (European anchovy), 3190 nucleotides long. Its product is annotated as protein NLRC3-like. Bases 25 to 2790 code for a protein of 921 amino acids. The record is from RefSeq and is a predicted model, not a curated record. Gene Ontology annotation, biological process: intracellular signal transduction. The transcript is spliced from 9 exons. Lineage: Eukaryota; Metazoa; Chordata; Actinopteri; Clupeiformes; Engraulidae. Gene Ontology annotation, molecular function: protein binding.
UCUGGUGUGUCCAGAGCACCAUCCAUGAGGAGUGAUCGGUCUAAAGAUGAGCCCCCUCGCAUGGCAGAAGAGAGAAGAGACACUGGUGUGUCCAGAGCUCCAUCCAUGAGGAGUGAUCAGUCAAAAGAUGCGCCCCCUCGCAUGGCAGCAGAGAGAAGAGACUCUGGUGUGUCCAGCGCUCCAUCCAUGAGGAGUGAUCGGUCUAAAGAUGCGCCCCCUCGCAUGGCAGAAGAGAGAAGAGACACUGGUGUGUCCAGAGCUCCAUCCAUGAGGAGUGAUCAGUCAAAAGAUGCGCCCCCUCGCAUGACAGCAGAGAGAAGGGAACAAGAGAUGCGAUGUGAACAGGACACCAGCGAUCAAGACAAGCAAGGGGGUCUUCAUCAUAUUUUUGAGGUGCUCGAGGAGAAGAUCAUCACUUUUGUGAAGAAAGAGCUGCAGAGAUAUAAGCAGAUUCUUAGUCCAGCCUAUCAUGAAACCUUUGAGAAGAUAUCAGAGGAUGAGAGUGAUGCCAGGGAAGGAGUUCUCCAGAUGACACUGCACUUCCUCCGUAAGAUGGAGCUCCAGGAUCUUGCUGACGAAUUGCAUGAAAAUGAGUCGAACUUGACUUGUCUGAAUAACCUGAAAAGAAAUCUCAAGAAGAAGUACCAGAAUGUGUUUGAAGGAAUAGCCAAACAUGGAAGCUCUGUUCUGCUACAAAAGAUCUACACAGACCUCUACAUCACAGAGGGAGGAAGUGGGAAUGUAAAUGAGGAGCAUGAGGUCAGGCAGAUUGAAUCCAAGUCCAAGAGUGUAGCUGAACAGGACAAACCAAUCAAGAUUGCUGACAUCUUUAAACACUCACCUGGUCAGGACAAACCAAACAGAAGAGUUCUCACAAAGGGUGUGGCUGGCAUUGGCAAAACCAUCUCUGUGCACAAGUACAUCCUGGAUUGGGCUGAGGGAAAUGACAACAAAGAGAUCCAUUUCAUCUUCCCACUGUGCUUUAGGGAGCUCAACCUCAUGAGACACAAGACAUUCUCUUUGAUGGAUCUUCUUUACUGCUUCUUCCCAGAGCUUAAACAGCUAACCAUUGACAUCCAGCAUAAAUUCAAAGUGUUGUUUGUCUUUGAUGGUCUGGAUGAGUGUCGACUCCAACUAAACUUUCAGACAACUGAAAGUUUGAGUGACACAAAAGUUGUCCAAUCAAUGGAUGUACUCUUGACAAAUCUCAUCAAGGGUAAUCUCUUCCCCUCUGCUCUCAUCUGGAUAACCUCUCGACCAGCGGCAGCCAGUCAAAUUCCUCAUGAGCACGUUGACCUGGUGACAGAAGUGCAAGGCUUCAAUGACUUCCAAAAGGAAGAGUACUUCAGGAAGAGGAUCAAUGAUGAGAGUCUUAGAAGCAGAAUAGUUUCCCACAUUAAAUCAACAAGGAGCCUCAACAUUAUGUGCUACAUGCCUGUGUUCUGUUGGAUUGCUGCUACUGUUCUUGAGAUGAUUUGUCCCUUAGGACACACACAGAUUCCAAAGACUUUGACGGAAAUGUACACAUAUUUCCUUGUUUUUCAAACCAGACAGAAAAACACCAAAUUUGACAAUGUGCAUGGCCUUGAUCUACAAUUGAAUCAUGAGCUGAUCCUAAAUCUGGGAAAGCUAGCCUACAAACAGUUAGAGAAGGGAAAUCUAAUAUUUUAUGAAGACGACCUCAGGGAGUGUGGCAUUGAUUUCAAAGAAGCAGCAGUGUACUCAGGAGUAUGCAACCAGAUCUUCCGCGAAGAAUCUGGGAUCUUUCUUGGGACAGUGUUCUCCUUUGUGCAUCUCAGUAUCCAGGAGUAUCUUGCCGCUCUGUAUGCAUUUCUGAAGAUGGCAUUUGGAAGGAAAGACAUAAUAUCAACAGCCCCUCAAACGGCAGACUCCAUGUUCACCUUGCAUAAGAGUGCUGUGGACAAAGCUUUUGCUUUUGAAGAUGGACGCUUUGACCUUUUCCUCCGUUUCCUUCUUGGCCUCUCUAUGGAGUCAAACCAGUCUCUCCUGCAUGGUCUGAUCAAUAGAGGACAGAUGGGCAUUAUGGAGAAGAUCAGGGCAGCUCUUGGCCAAGCUGGCCAUCAAGGCCAACUGAAGAAAUGGCAGAUGGACAAUGACAAAACAAUCAGGUACAUUAAGGAGAAGAUACUGGAUGUUUCCUCCUCAGAAAGAAUGAUUAACCUCUUCCACUGCCUGAAUGAACUCAAUGACCACUCCUUAGUGGAGGACAUCCAGAGAUACCUGCGUGCAGGAACACUGUCUGAAGCCCAGCUCUCACCUGGCCAGUGGUCAGCUCUAGUGUUUGUGCUGCUGACAUCAGACCAGAAUCUGGACGUGUUUGACUUGAAGAAGUACGUCAGAUCUGAUGAAGCUCUCCUGAGGUUGACGCCAGUAGUAGAGGAAUCCCACACAACUCUGGUUGAUAGCUGUGGGCUCACUGCACAGAGCUGCACAACACUAGCCUCCAUCCUCGGCAAACAAUCAUCAAAUCUCAGAAAACUGGAUCUCAGUGGCAACUGCAUUGGAGAUGCUGGGAUCAAGAAACUGUGUAGUGGCCUGAAGAACCUGAGAUGUUCACUGGAGACCCUGAAACUGUCAGACUGCAGCAUAAAAGGAAAGGGAUAUGCUGCUCUGGCCACAGCUCUCAAAUCAAACCCUUCACACCUGGAGGAGCUGGACCUGAGAGGAAAUGACCCUCGACAUGCUGAACUGAAGCUCCUCACUGAUUUACUGCAGGAUCCUGCCUGUAAACUCAAGAGUCUGAGGCAAGAAAGAGCAUUUCACACUUAGUGUACUAAAUAAUGGUUCCUGAAUAGCAGUGAUGCCAUUGGUGAAGUCUCAGUUAAUAUUUAUCUUUUGUUAGCCAUUGUCACUUAACUAGUUCUCAUAUUUCUCAUCCAAUUAUUUAAAAAUGUCUAAUAAUGCUGUGUGUGUGUGGUGUGAAUAUUUUUCCCCUUGUACAGCAUGUGAAGCAUGUAGUAGCUUUCAGAUGGGUCCACCGACAGGCUGUUCAGCUCAACUGCAUCAUAGCAACAUUGCCAUGAGUUUUAUGUAACUGAUCAGCUCAUAACAUUUUUUUGACAGGAAAAGUGACAACAAAGUCUCUGUGCAAAGGGAUUAAGCACAGUCUAAAUCAUUGACAGGAUGUUUAAGAACAUGUUAACUUGGAAAAGUCUACAGUUAUUAUACA